Messenger RNA from Caenorhabditis remanei, 2961 nucleotides. RefSeq lists its product as uncharacterized. Gene Ontology annotation, biological process: proteolysis; peptide catabolic process. The coding region runs from base 1 to 2961 and encodes 986 amino acids. The record is from RefSeq and is a predicted model, not a curated record. Gene Ontology annotation, molecular function: metalloaminopeptidase activity; zinc ion binding; peptide binding. Gene Ontology annotation, cellular component: cytoplasm. The transcript is spliced from 12 exons. NCBI's taxonomy places the organism in Eukaryota, Metazoa, Nematoda, Chromadorea, Rhabditida, Rhabditidae.
AUGUCCUUCCCACAGAACUAUGGCUCCUUCUCUCAGAUGGGCCACCCGCCACCAAAAGAAACCAAAAAAAGCUGUGAGGUGAAAUCGUUCGCCCUUCCAGUUUUUUGCACUUUGCUCGGUAUUGUGAUAACUGCAUUCAUCACGUGGCACAUUGCUCGAGGACACUAUACCACUGGUGAAGAAAAUGAAAACAACUCCCCGAUUACAACUCCACUGCCAGAAGACACCGUUCCAGCUAGUGAUCUACGUCUUCCGGAUUCAGCAAGUCCGAUCAGCUAUGAUUUGGUGAUCAAGACGUAUCUACCUGGCUACGAUUAUGUGGCGGAUAGUAAGAAUAAGACAUUCGAAGGACAGGUCACCAUCAAACUGAACAUCACCAAAAGUGUUAAGAAAAUCACCCUCAACUCGAAAGACUUGAAUUAUUCCGAGGAACUUAUUAAGAAGAGCAGUUUAUUCGUGAAUGGAGAGCAGGUCUCAUUCACACUCGACGAUAAACAAUCCACGUUUGAGAAGAUAUUCUUUAAUCUUGACAGAAGUGUUGGACCGACAACUGACGCUAUUCUUAAGGUGUUCUUUGGUGCUCCUCUCCGCACUGACAUGUCUGGAUUGUAUCAAACUACAUACACAAACAGUCAGGGAGUUGUGAAAAUGGCUGCGGUCACUCAAAUGGAGCCGGUUUAUGCUCGCAGAAUGGUUCCUUGUUACGAUGAACCUGCCUAUAAAGCCACAUGGACAGUUACUGUAAUUCAUCCGAAGGGAACCGUUGCAGUGGCGAAUGGAAUUGAGGACAAGACAGAGGAUAUUCAGACAGAAUUCAUUAGUUCUAGCUUCAAGACAACACCGAGAAUGUCUUCGUAUUUGUUGGCCAUUUUCAUUUCGGAGUUCGAGUACAAUGAGGCUACUACCAAGUCUGGAGUUAGAUUCCGUGUUUGGUCUCGUCCAGAGGAAAAGAAUUCAACAAAAUAUGCAGUGGAGGCUGGUGUGAAAUGUCUCGAAUAUUACGAGGAAUACUAUAACAUUUCCUUCCCUCUCCCUAAACAAGACAUGGUUGCUCUUCCAGACUUUUCGGCUGGAGCUAUGGAGAAUUGGGGGCUUAUCACUUAUCGCGAGAACUCUUUGCUCUACGAUCCAAGAAUCUACCCAGGAUCCCAGAAACGUCGUGUUGCUGUAGUAAUUGCUCACGAGUUGGCACAUCAAUGGUUUGGAAAUCUAGUCACACUGAAAUGGUGGAAUGAUUUAUGGCUGAAUGAAGGUUUUGCCACUUUGGUCGAGUACAUUGGAACUGAUAAGAUUAGUGAUGGAAACUUCAGAAUGAGAGAAUGGUUCACAAUGGAUGCUCUCUGGACAGCUUUAUCUUCUGAUUCCGUUGCUUCUUCUCAUCCAAUGACAUUCAAAAUUGACAAAGCUAUGGAAGUAUUGGACUCAUUCGAUAGUGUCACUUAUGACAAAGGAGGUUCUGUAUUGGCUAUGGUUCGCAAAACUAUUGGAGAGGAGAACUUCAACACCGGAAUCAAUCAUUAUCUUACACGUCAUCAGUUUGAGAAUGCAGAAGCCGCUGAUCUCAUCACAGCACUUGCUGAUAAGCUACCGGAUAAUGUGAUUGGUCCGAAAGGUGUCAAAUUGAACAUCUCCGAGUUUAUGGAUCCAUGGACGAAACAAUUGGGAUACCCGUUGUUGAUGGCUACAAGAACAAACAAGACUCAUAUCUCGGUGACUCAAGAGAGAUUCAAAAUAUUGCAGUCAGGAAAAGAAGAGGAGAAGUACAGCAACCCAAUUUGGGGAUUCAAAUGGGACGUCCCUGUUUGGUAUCAAGUUGCCGGUUCGCCAGACCUUGAAAUGAAAUGGAUGAAACAUAACGAGCGACUCCUAAUCAAAUCCGACAAACCCAUUAUUAUCAAUGCAGAAUCCAACGGAUUCUACCGUGCUGGAUAUACAGAUGAAAUGUGGAAAGAGAUCAUUCAAAUGUUGAAGGACAAUCACGAACAAUUCAUUCCACAGACCCGUGUCCGAUUGAUUGAUGACUCGUUCUCAGAGGCUCGUGCUGGUCUUCUCAACUACAGUGUCCCUCUCCAAUUGAUCACUUACUUGCAAAAAGAAAAAGAAUAUAUGCCAUGGUCUGGAACAAUUGCGAAGAUUCGCGAGUUGUUGGAUAUGUAUGGAACUGAUCCAGAGAAGGAUGUGGUUCACAAGUUUAUGAUUGCACUGGCUGAAAAGACGCCGGCGAAGAGAGAUGUCGAUUUCAUCUCGAAAAACUAUUUGGAUGACACGAAGUUCUUUGAAGUGAGCGCUGGCCAAGGAAUUCUCCUCAAUGACUGUACUCAUGGAGAUCAAGCUUGUGCAGCUAGAAUGGUGAAGAUGUUUAAUGAGGAAGUGAUUGCCAAGUGUGAUUCUACUAGAAUUUUGUCUGAAUGCUCACAAAUCGCUGCUCCAUUCCGAGGUGAAGCUUACUGUCAAGCUGUAAAGAAUGGAGAUGCUGAGACAUUCAACAAAGUUUUCCAUUGGUAUAAGACUGAAAGAAAUCAAGUGGAGAAAGGAAAUCUGAUGAAUGCAAUCACAUGUUCAAGAGAUAUUAUCACACUGAAAAAGUUGUUGUUGGAUGCAAUGAAGCCAGAAGGAUCUUCAUUCCGUCUUCAGGAUUGUGCAUCUUUGUUCACGAAAGUUUGUACAAAUGAUGCCACGUCAGAUGCGAUGUUGAACUUUAUGAUUGAUAGAUGGGAUGAUAUGAUGAUAAGACUAGCCGGUGACCACAGUGGAUUCCACCGUAUCCUCAGCUCUAUCGUCAACACUCUUAAGACUAGAGGAGGACUCGAACAGCUCAGAAAGUUCCGGAAGAAGGUACCAUCAGCAGCAGAACUUGGAAUCGAUAAAAUGGAAGAGACAGCGGAAGUGACCAUCACUUGGAGGGAGACUAACUUGAAAUUCGUAACGAAAUACGUUGAGGAUCUCAUGAAGAGACUUUGA